Messenger RNA from Mycena citricolor, 1343 nucleotides. NCBI's taxonomy places the organism in Eukaryota, Fungi, Basidiomycota, Agaricomycetes, Agaricales, Mycenaceae. The record is from the annotation of a GenBank genome assembly.
CCUGUAGCUUCAUUUUCAUACCGACGCGAUUGCGAGGGAUGUGAGAUAUCGUACUGCGCAUCGAUCCUUCUGGUAAAAUUUCCAUACUUUGACAUCAACGUCUGCAUCGGCAUUGAUCCUCUCUGUGGCCGCGUAUAAGAUGUCCUCAUCUAGAUCGAAGGUCGUUUGCGUCACAUUCUUUUCAGCUAUCACGGUGUCAAGGUGGAACGCAAGCGAAAGGUUGCGCAUGUCCGAGAGAGCAAAGAUGAGGCAAACCGGGAGUGGAGGUCAGACAAAACCUGCGCUUGAUCAUCUUACCGAGUGAUGAUCGAGGCAAAGUUUGUUUGAACAACUUCUCACCAUGGGCCCCGUCCGUACUCACAAAUCUCGGAAAGGCCCUGAAGAAUCGUCUCCAAACGCUGUGGCCGGUCCAUCCAAGCCACGCAAACAAUACCCGCCGCAAAACAGCGAUAAUGGCAAACCUGGGGUGUCUAAAAUCAAAGCCUCGCUACGACAAACGCGACGCCUAUUGGCGAAAGGCAAUCUCGCAGCGAACAUCCGUGUGGAGACUGAACGUAGACUGAAGGCAUUGGAGGCAGAUUUGAUCACAGCGGAGCAAGGAAAGAAGGAACGGACCAUGGCCGUGCGGUAUCACGGACCCAAGUUUUUUGAACGCCAAAAAGUGUUGCGGAAGCUAAUUCAAGCCAAGAAGAGUUUAGCGGAGGAAGACACGUCUGAACUUCGUGUGAGCGUGGCUGAUCUGCGAGUCGACCUCAACUACACGCUGCACUAUCCCAAAACGAAGAAAUAUAUUUCGUUAUUUCCGCCGGAGCUGCGCGCAGGGGAGGCGCAGGACCUGCCUCUCGAUCCCGGAAGAGAGGAAGUGCGGGCUUGGAUCCGAUCACAAAUGAAGGGCGGGCAGUUAUCCAUCGAGCCGGAGCUCCAUAUGGACUCGAGAAGCGUGAACGAUGGUGGCGCCCAGGAAUGGACGAAUCAACAGAGAAACAAGAGAUCGAAGAAGAAGAAAGAUCUCAAAGAGGAACCGGUUGAGCCGGACGAUACCGAGGACGCGUUCUUCGAACAAAACAUGUCUGAAGAGGACUCCUGAUGCGAGCGCUCAGAGCGAGUAGCCGGCUUCAAAUUGGCCCCUAAUCGCCCACACGACCAAUGAUAAUCAACGGAAAAGAGAUUGUUUCCGCUGCUGUGAGCGCUGCCAAUCCCAACGGACCCAGUCUCCCCAGUCCCCAGUCAUGCUGUUUGGCAUGGGAUCUCUUUGAUACCAUCUUCGUCCUUGGUCCUUCGGUCCUUCGUAGCUAUUCAUGUAGAUAGCCUCCCAAAAUCCGUGCUUGUUCUGAGUCCUUCGG